Molecule: messenger RNA, 477 nt
Organism: Miscanthus lutarioriparius
Lineage: Eukaryota; Viridiplantae; Streptophyta; Magnoliopsida; Poales; Poaceae
Source: the annotation of a GenBank genome assembly
AUGGCCACCGCUAUGCGGGAUCGCUCGUCGCCACACCACGUAGGCCACUUCAGCAACACAUCUCUACUGGCCACCUCCUCUAGCGCCGGCCUCCUUGCCAACUUCGCGGACACCACUGGCUCAUGGUUCCACCAAACCAUCGCCCUCAACUGCCAUGCAGAAGCCUUGCCCUCCAAUUGCUACGCCAAUACCCUCUCCCCGACAGCCUUCCGCAACCAUGAACACCCACACCUCGAGUCCUCAACAUGGCCUCCACCCUCCUCGACCCAACCGCCAACGCCACCGCGGCCACACCAUGCUACUAUAGCAACUUGCAACAGCUGCCAUCGCAGUCACCAUGCCGCGCCACCACAGGCCUCCGUGCCUCAGUGCCCGCGGCCACCACGCGCUAUGCGCAAAACUCCCCACACUCAUUGGCCCUCCACGCACGGUGGGCGCACCGCCUCGCCGCAAUGCUGUCACCACCUGCGCCAUUGA